UCGGGUCUCCCGGGUCUUCCAGGUCUCCCAUGUCCGGGCCGCCCUGGCUUUCCAGGUCUUUCGGGUCUCCCGGGUCUUCCAGGUCUCCCAUGUCCGGGCCGCCCUGGCUUUCCAGGUCUUUCGGGUCUCCCGGGUCUUCCAGGUCUCCCAUGUCCGGGCCGCCCUGGCUUUCCAGGUCUUUCGGGUCUCCCGGGUCUUCCAGGUCUCCCAUGUCCGGGCCGCCCUGGCUUUCCAGGUCUUUCGGGUCUCCCGGGUCUUCCAGGUCUCCCAUGUCCGGGCCGCCCUGGCUUUCCAGGUCUUUCGGGUCUCCCGGGUCUUCCAGGUCUCCCAUGUCCGGGCCGCCCUGGCUUUCCAGGUCUUUCGGGUCUCCCGGGUCUUCCAGGUCUCCCAUGUCCGGGCCGCCCUGGCUUUCCAGGUCUUUCGGGUCUCCCGGGUCUUCCAGGUCUCCCAGGUCCGGGCCGCCCUGGCUUUCCAGGUCUUUCGGGUCUCCCGGGUCUUCCAGGUCUCCCAGGUCCGGGCCGCCCUGGCUUUCCAGGUCUCCCGGGUCUUCCAGGUCUCCCAGGUCCGGGCCGCCCUGGCUUUCCAGGUCUCCCGGGUCUUCCAGGUCUCCCAGGUCCGGGCCGCCCUGGCUUUCCAGGUCUCCCGGGUCUUCCAGGUCUCCCAGGUCCGGGCCGCCCUGGCUUUCCAGGUCUUUCGGGUCUCCCGGGUCUUCCUGGUCUCCCAGGUCCGGGCCGCCCUGGCUUUCCAGGUCUUUCGGGUCUCCCGGGUCUUCCUGGUCUCCCAGGUCCGGGCCGCCCUGGCUUUCCAGGUCUUUCGGGUCUCCCGGGUCUUCCUGGUCUCCCAGGUCCGGGCCGCCCUGGCUUUCCAGGUCUUUCGGGUCUCCCGGGUCUUCCUGGUCUCCCAGGUCCGGGCCGCCCUGGCUUUCCAGGUCUUUCGGGUCUCCCGGGUCUUCCUGGUCUCCCAGGUCCGGGCCGCCCUGGCUUUCCAGGUCUUUCGGGUCUCCCGGGUCUUCCUGGUCUCCCAGGUCCGGGCCGCCCUGGCUUUCCAGGUCUUUCGGGUCUCCCGGGUCUUCCUGGUCUCCCAGGUCCGGGCCGCCCUGGCUUUCCAGGUCUUUCGGGUCUCCCGGGUCUUCCUGGUCUCCCAGGUCCGGGCCGCCCUGGCUUUCCAGGUCUUUCGGGUCUCCCGGGUCUUCCUGGUCUCCCAGGUCCGGGCCGCCCUGGCUUUCCAGGUCUUUCGCGUCUCCCGGGUCUUCCUGGUCUCCCAGGUCCGGGCCGCCCUGGCUUUCCAGGUCUUUCGCGUCUCCCGGGUCUUCCUGGUCUCCCAGGUCCGGGCCGCCCUGGCUUUCCAGGUCUUUCGGGUCUCGCGGGUCUUCCUGGUCUCCCAGGUCCGGGCCGCCCUGGCUUUCCAGGUCUUUCGGGUCUCCCGGGUCUUCCUGGUCUCCCAGGUCCGGGCCGCCCUGGCUUUCCAGGUCUUUCGGGUCUCCCGGGUCUUCCUGGUCUCCCAGGUCCGGGCCGCCCUGGCUUUCCAGGUCUUUCGGGUCUCCCGGGUCUUCCUGGUCUCCCAGGUCCGGGCCGCCCUGGCUUUCCAGGUCUUUCGGGUCUCCCGGGUCUUCCUGGUCUCCCAGGUCCGGGCCGCCCUGGCUUUCCAGGUCUUUCGGGUCUCCCGGGUCUUCCUGGUCUCCCAGGUCCGGGCCGCCCUGGCUUUCCAGGUCUUUCGGGUCUCCCGGGUCUUCCUGGUCUCCCAGGUCCGGGCCGCCCUGGCUUUCCAGGUCUUUCGGGUCUCCCGGGUCUUCCUGGUCUCCCAGGUCCGGGCCGCCCUGGCUUGCCUUGCACGUCCGCGUCAACCGGGCCUCCGGGUCAACCGGGCCUUCCACGUCCGGGUCAACCGGGCCUUCCACGUCCGGGUCAACCGGGCCUUCCACGUCCGGGUCAACCGGGCCUUCCACGUCCGGGUCAACCGGGCCUUCCACGUCCGGGUCAACCGGGCCUUCCACGUCCGGGUCAACCGGGCCUUCCACGUCCGGGUCAACCGGGCCUUCCACGUCCGGGUCAACCGGGCCUUCCACGUCCGGGUCAACCGGGCCUUCCACGUCCGGGUCAACCGGGCCUUCCACGUCCGGGUCAACCGGGCCUUCCACGUCCGGGUCAACCGGGCCUUCCACGUCCGGGUCAACCGGGCCUUCCACGUCCGGGUCAACCGGGCCUUCCACGUCCGGGUCAACCGGGCCUUCCACGUCCGGGUCAACCGGGCCUUCCACGUCCGGGUCAACCGGGCCUUCCACGUCCGGGUCAACCGGGCCUUCCACGUCCGGGUCAACCGGGCCUUCCACGUCCG
Molecule: messenger RNA, 2334 nt
Organism: Triplophysa dalaica
Lineage: Eukaryota; Metazoa; Chordata; Actinopteri; Cypriniformes; Nemacheilidae
Product: collagen alpha-2(IV) chain-like
Exons: 2
Source: RefSeq, a predicted model, not a curated record